AUCAAGGACGUACUUAAAAAAAGUUUAAAAGUGACUGAAUGUCUGUUCCAUCGAACUUUUAUCAGAUCGCCAUUGAUUAUGUACGUUUGAAUCCUGGUCCAUAGAUCAAGGAUGUACUUAAUGAGUUUGAAGUGACUGAAUGUAUAUUCUCUUGACUGCACACCAGUUCAGAAAGUAACAAACUAUCAACUUAUACUAACUGACUGUCAGAUUGUCAUAACAUUUAAUUGCAGAGUUUACCUACUUCAUAGGACAUUGCUAUAAUCGGAGGAAACGAAUGAGCAAAGGCAAUGGGGGAACUUCAGUCAUCGGACGAAUUUGUUAAAGAUGGAUCAGUGGAUCUCCAUGGCCACUCUCUUAUCAGAUCUUACACUGGAACAUGGAAGGCAUCCCUUUUUGUAAUUGGGGUGGAGAUUGCAGAGAGGUUUGCUUAUGCUGGCAUAUCUGUAAAUUUGGUGAUUUAUCUCACAAGUGUUUUGAAUGAAAGCACUGCCACUGCUGCAAGCAAUGUGAACAUGUGGUCAGGGGUAGCAUUCGUGUUGCCUUUUUUGGGAGCUUUUAUUGCAGAUUCUUAUUUGGGUCGGUACUGGACAAUCCUUGUUGCUACAAUCGUCUAUUUGCUUCCAUGCCUACAGGCAUUUGGUGCGGACCAAUUUGAUGAUGAGGACCCAAAAGAGAAGCAGCACAGAAGUUCAUUCUUUAACUGGUGGUCUUUUGGUAUUUACUUGGGAUUCCUUCCAGGGGUCACUGUGCUCACGUACAUCCAAGAUAAUGUCGGAUGGGGUGUGGGAUUUGGCAUUCCUGCCUUUACCAUGGGAAUGGCACUUGUUGUCUUCUUGUGUGGGACUAGAUUUUACCGAAACAAACAGCCUAGUGGAAGCUCUCUCACUCGAGUCAUCCAUGUGUUUGUUGCAGCAUUCUUCAAGCGGAAUGCCCCUAUUCCUUUCCGAGAACAAAGUCAUUUAGCUUCUAGUCAAGAAGUAGAAGUUCUGAGGACAGAGUCAAGACGUCAACUCUUGCAAACAAACAAGUUCAGGUUUCUUGACAAAGCAACAAUUGAAGAUGAGUUAGACUUUGAGUGCAGAACAACACGCAAUUGGAGACUUUGCACAGUCCAACAGGUUGAAGAGGUAAAACUUCUUCUAGGCAUGUUACCUAUUUGGAUGACAUGUUUGAUGUAUGGCGUUGUUCUUGCACAGUCCUUCACAUUCUUCACAGAACAGGGCAGCACAAUGGAUAGAAAAAUUGGUCGACAUUUUGUGAUCCCUUCUGCAAGUUUGCAAUGUUUUAAUAGCAUAACUGUUAUGCUAUUUGUCCCUGUCUAUGACUGCCUCUUUGUACCAAUUGCAAAAAGGUUGUCAGGGAACGAGAGAGGUAUAACAUUGCUCCAAAGGAUAGGCGCCGGUAUGUUUUUUUCUGCACUUUCAAUGAUUGUGGCUGCAUUGAUAGAAAUUAAAAGGCUCAAGGCAGCAAAGGAUAAUGGACUCAUAGACAUGCCCUAUGCAACAAUCCCAAUAAGCGUUUUUUGGCUACUUCCACAAUAUGUACUUUUUGGCAUUGCUGAUGUGUUUAUAGUGAUAGGAUUGCAAGAAUACUUUUAUGAUCAGAUGCCAGACACAAUGAAAAGCUUGGGUAUUGCUGUCUAUUUGAGUGUUAUAGGAGUUGGUAGUUUCUUGAGUAGUAUUCUAAUUUUGGUCAUUGAGAAGGUUACUUGCAGAAAGCAGGAGGAAUGCUGGUUUGCAGACAACUUGAACAAAGCUCAUUUAGAUUACUUUUAUUGGCUUCUAGCUUCUUUGAGUCUGCUCAAUCUGGGCAUAUUUAUAACCUUAGCCAGCUGCUACAAAUACAAAAAGGUUGCACCUUCUGGCACAGAAAAUUCUGCCUAAAAACUAACUUUAUGUUAUACCUUUGUGAGUGCCACUAGUACUGUUUUAACAGUUCUACUGUUGUAAUUUGUUAUUAGAAUGUGUUUUCCACACUUACGAACUGGGUUAAAAACCCAACAGUGCAAACUCUGUAAGUAGCAUUUAAGUGGAGAUCUCAAACUCUCACAUUCUACCAGAGGCUAAAAAUUCAAUGGGUCGACACCAUAAAUUCCAUCUCAAAAAGCAUACCUGCACCUUGAUUUCACUAUAUCAAUUAUACUUGGAACGUCAACUUAAUUUGUUAUUCCCUCUUAAUCUAUACGGGAAAAACUACUCAUCUGGGAUUGAAUAAACAUUCAUUGAUUCUCUUA
Molecule: messenger RNA, 2236 nt
Organism: Cryptomeria japonica (Japanese cedar)
Lineage: Eukaryota; Viridiplantae; Streptophyta; Pinopsida; Cupressales; Cupressaceae
Product: protein NRT1/ PTR FAMILY 5.10
Exons: 5
Coding region: 291-1886 (531 amino acids)
Biological process (GO): transmembrane transport
Cellular component (GO): membrane
Molecular function (GO): transmembrane transporter activity
Source: RefSeq, a predicted model, not a curated record